This is a messenger RNA of Tigriopus californicus, 1588 nucleotides long. RefSeq lists its product as uncharacterized. NCBI's taxonomy places the organism in Eukaryota, Metazoa, Arthropoda, Copepoda, Harpacticoida, Harpacticidae. The record is from RefSeq and is a predicted model, not a curated record. Bases 48 to 1481 code for a protein of 477 amino acids. The transcript has 2 exons.
GACUAGUACACCUCCAACCCAGAGACGUGACAAACCCACCAAUUCAAAUGACUGAAUUCUUCAUCAGAACUAUCAAAAUCAAGACUACAGGCAUGAAGGUUUGGGCCUUCCUUCUAUUGGUUCAAGGCAUUGCCGGCUUUGAAAUAGAAAUCAGUCAAGAUCCCGUGGUAAAAUCCGGCGAAGAAGUACAAAUCAUGUGUACCACAGAGCGGCGGGAUGACAUUGAGAACUGCUCUUGGUUUGGGCCUGAAACCAGAACAGAAUACACUCCUGACCAUAGUGACCGGUCCAUCGAGGUACAAGUCAGACGAGAUCUGUGUACUCUAACCAUCCGAAAAGCUGGGAAACGAGAUGAAGGAGCCUGGUUGUGCCGCAUUACAAAUACCGACAAUGAGGAGGCCAAGAAAUUCGCUUACUUGAACGUGGAACGAAUCCCCGGGAAAGUAGAGAUCCUCCUGAAAGCCGAGAAAACCCUUGUGACCGCCAAGGAAGGUGAGCGCCUCGAGGUCAUCUGCCCGUUCACAGCGCGAUUCACUGAUCCAAGGUCUACCCCAACUUGCGUGUGGAUCAAUCCCCUAGGAGAACGAUUUAACUUGGCUGACAACCGUGGAGUUGUGGCGGAAUAUGAAGACCUUGGAAUACUGUCUGCGGGCGAGUUGGAUCAAGGCGAAUGUGGGAUUCUCCUGACCAGCAUCAAUCAAGAUCACUAUGGACACUGGACUUGUGAAGUACUCAAUGGCCGGGAGGAUGGUCGACCCGGUACGGAGAUCGUUGCCCGGGACAUCAUUUUCACCGAACCUGAACGAGAAGAUUUCCAAGAGGAUAAAGAACAUGAGGGCUUCACAGAGACUAAUUCGGAUAGGCUUCUCACAGGUCGACAAGAUGGGGACCGAGAUGUGGUUGUCUAUGUAGACAUUGACAUCCCUGAUGAUAUUGAGGUUCAGAGCCUUUAUUGGAUUACUCAACGAUAUGUUACUAUUCCGGAGGGCGAAACAGUUUGCCCUGAACGGGACAAUGAAUGCUAUGUCUCGUCUGAAAGGUACCAAUUGGAAGGAACCAAAUAUGAGAUGAAGCUAAUCAUUGAUCGCUUGGCUCAAGCCGACUUGGACGAUCCCCUGGUUCUUAUCAUGGACUACAAAGACAAAGAUGGCGUUGAUCGUGUUGAGGUCCUCACUGUGCCCGGCUCUGGAUCCAACCAAGGCGAAAACGAAGGAUACACUGAUGAUGAAAUUGAUGAAGAGUCUGAUGAGGACCGGGAAAACAUAGGCGAAGGCGAGGAGGAUCCAGAACAUGUCGAUGAGCAUGUCUGUGAGACUUCUUGUAUCAUCAACAAGGAGAGAGUGGAACGCGGCGACAGCAAUGUUCUAUCAGACCUCUGUGUCGAGAUCUUUUGCGAUGGCAAUGGUGCCAUCACCGCUAUUCCUUUGGAAGGAUGCAAACCCAAGACUGAUAUUAAAACAGAAGCUUUUGAAAGGAAAUAACGUACCAAUGACGCAUGCGCAAAAUUAUCCUCCCUGUGAUACAUACGUAUACUGUUUUAAAUGAAUAAAUUAUAAUCAGAAUGUGCAAUCAUUACUGAUUUUCAAGA